This is a messenger RNA of Solanum stenotomum, 1132 nucleotides long. Its product is annotated as reticulon-like protein B4. Bases 107 to 919 code for a protein of 270 amino acids. The record is from RefSeq and is a predicted model, not a curated record. NCBI's taxonomy places the organism in Eukaryota, Viridiplantae, Streptophyta, Magnoliopsida, Solanales, Solanaceae. The transcript has 5 exons.
CAAAAUACUCUCCAUUUUUCUCUCUCAGAAUCUCUGCAACUUUUUACAAAAAACAGUAUAUAUACACUCACCGAUUUUCAAGGGUUAGGGUUUUUUCUCUGAAGUUAUGACGGAACACGAGGAGCAUAAAGUGGAGAAAGAGGAGCAAGAUGAGUCACUGAUGGACAAAAUUUCUGAAAAACUUCAUUUCAGUAAUCAUUCAUCGUCGCCGGCACCGGCGUCGUCUUCUUCUGAUUCCGAUGAUGAGAAGAAAAAGCCGACGUCUCCAGCACCGGAGACGUCUUCGUUUGGGUCUAAAAUUCGUCGGCUUUUUGGUAGGGAACGUCCAGUUCAUAAAGUCUUCGGUGGUGGUAAACCUGCUGAUGUGUUCUUGUGGAGGAACAAGAAGAUAUCUGCAGGAUUUCUCGGUGGGGCGACAGCUAUCUGGGUUCUCUUUGAGGUUGUAGAAUACCAUUUGCUUACCCUGCUCUGUCAUGGUUUGAUGAUUGCUCUGGCUGGAUUGUUUUUGUGGAGCAAUGCUAGCACUUUCAUUCACAAGUCUGCACCACAUAUUCCAGAAGUUCACAUCCCCGAGAAACCUGUUUUAGAGUUUGCCUCUUGUCUUAGGAACGAGAUCAAUCGCGCCUUAGCAGUUCUGAGGGAAAUUGCUUCUGGAAGGGAUCUGAAGACGUUCCUUUUGGUCAUUGGUGGUCUGUGGCUCGCGUCAAUCUUGGGUGGUUGCUGCGAUUUCUUGACCCUGUUCUACAUAAUUGUUGUGGUGCUUCACACAGUACCUGUUCUGUAUGAGAAAUAUGAGGAUCAAGUGGAUGCAUUUGCGGAGAAAGCCUUGCAUGAACUCAAGAAACAGUAUGCCGUCUUUGAUGCAAAGGUAUUGAGUAAAAUUCCUCGAGGGCCAUUGAAAGAUAAGAAGAAAGAUUAGAUAACACACUAUGUUGGGAGGAGGAAGAGAAGAAGAGGGAGGGUGUCUGUUGUGUUAUUAUAGAUGCAUCUUUGUGCUUGUCCUUUGAUGAAUUUUGAUACAAGAUGGUGGAAGUUUGUUUUAGGUUCCACGGUUUUGUGUUUUGGGAUCGUGGAAUUGAUGUUGAUGUAUGAAUGAUAUAUGACAUGGAAAUACUCUUUAAAUGUUUGAUUA